AUGGCAGACUUGAAGGCUGAACCAGGGCCUUCCAGCCUCUGGCAUAACUAUGGCAGCCCGGUCCACAUGGCGUCGGCCAGGUUCAAUCCGCCGAUGGAGUCCGCCCUCCCCAAUCCCCCUUCGGCCAGCACGCCGCAGCAUCCCGCGAGGCCGAGGAGUAGCCAUCACUCUCUGGAGCAACCCCCUUACUCGUAUAAUCGAUAUCCCGGCCAGGAGGACUCGGAGGCGUACGAGCGGCACCAACCCCAUCCGAACUUAACAUCUCACCAGAGCUUCCCGAAUUUGAAGAGGACCUACUCCCAAACCGAGCAGGCACCCUACCAGGAUAUGGUUCAGGAAAUCCGUGACGACAACUCGAAAUUGUCUGUCAACCAUGAUCACAAGCUCCUGUCGUUCAAGCGAACCCAGGAUAAGACCACGAUUGUAGACCAGCAUGGGCGAAUUCAGCAAUUAGAGUUGUCGGCUCAACUCCACGGCAUGUUUUUCCUUUCCGAGAUGCCAUCCAGCACCAGCGACGGGACCAUCCUUCAACCCGAGCUCACCUGCUACCGCCGAAAUCUUUUCCAGAUUAGCGGUUCUCUAAUCACUCCGCGUGGCCAGUUGUCUGUGGUUAGCGAAUCUGGGGAGACGGUUCCCGUGAACAACGUCGAAGUGACCAUCUCGGCGAUCGAGUCGGUGGAUGGAAAUCCCGUUCGCUUGAUCGUGAUUCCCUGGAAGACCCCGCCCCCCAACUCGCCUGAAAUCCCGCAGAGCCCCGACCAAGAACCCCAAUCCUUACCGCUUAUCCCGUUCCAGGAUGAUGGCACUGAGAGCGAGGGCGAGUAUGCGGUCUACCCUAUCGGGUGGAGAAGAUUGCAGUUCAGAAUAGCGACUGCAAACAAUGGUAGGAGAAAGGAGCUGCAGCAACACUUUGUUCUGCAUCUCAAGGUUAUGGGAACCCUCUCCAACGGUACGAAAACCGUGCUGGCGGAAUCGACGACUGCGCCGAUUGUGGUACGGGGACGGAGCCCCCGAAACUUCCAGGCUCGUAAAGAGAUUCCCCUUUUGGGGUCCAGUGCUGGGUCCCGUGGUCAAGCCUUGGUAGAAACCGGUUUGGGUAUCGUAGCUGGCCCCUUAACCGUUAAGCCCGGCGAGGGAAAGCCGCGGGCUGUCGACAUGCAGCCGCCUCGGUCUGCGUUUACGUUUUCCGCGCCUAAAAUGCCGGGAAGCCAGAUGGGAAUGCGGUCAAACUCUUAUCCCUCGUGGAACCAACCGAGCCACAUUCCUCAGAUACCAGUGUCUGGACCGAGCACCUACUCAUCAACGACGAUCGGGUCCGAGCCUUAUGCCAAGGUACCCUUGACCGGAGCGAACAACUUUACGGCAGAGCCUCAAGAAAUGCCCCUUCAGACAUCAAUGCCCUCAGUACAGCUUUCUCUCGCAACCAACGACUCUCAGCAGCCUGCCAUCCGUACCCAGUACGCCUACGCUCCCCCCACAACAGCGCCCCCUCCUCAACUCUCAUCGAUUCCGUCGCAAGGAGGAGAGAACUCCCUCAGUGUGCCACGUUAUGUGGAUAGCAACCCCCGCCCUUCCAAAUCUCCACGACACGCCACGCAUCAGAGCGUCCAUAGCGCGAGCUCGAUCUCGAACAACGAAAACACGGGUGAAUAUCGGUAUGCGAACUCUUACCACGAUGUCGCGCUUAACAGCAGCAACACCAACUCGUCUGGUGAUAUGACGAACUCGUACGGCCCGGAGUCCAACCCGCCACCGCCGAGGGACUACUACCCCCCAUCGAAUACGUGGACAAGCACGGCAGGAGGACCGAACUCGACCGUAGCGUACACGAACGGUGAAGCGAGGACGUACUCUUACCCCGAACCUUACAAGGGAGGAAGCGCAGCGGCACCUCCCGCUGCGCUGCCGCCACCACCGCCCCGCGUGAACACGACCCCCGCGGCCUCGAGUACGCCGGUAUAUGGCGGAAGCCUCAACCACUACUCUUGGAGCGCGAACUGA
Molecule: messenger RNA, 2001 nt
Organism: Scedosporium apiospermum
Lineage: Eukaryota; Fungi; Ascomycota; Sordariomycetes; Microascales; Microascaceae
Product: Transcription factor vib-1
Exons: 3
Coding region: 1-2001 (666 amino acids)
Biological process (GO): positive regulation of transcription by RNA polymerase II; meiotic cell cycle
Cellular component (GO): nuclear chromosome
Molecular function (GO): DNA-binding transcription factor activity; DNA binding
Source: RefSeq, a predicted model, not a curated record